This is a messenger RNA of Schistosoma haematobium, 25139 nucleotides long. RefSeq names its product MOB kinase activator 1B (gene MOB1B). The transcript has 7 exons. Bases 18467 to 19306 code for a protein of 279 amino acids. Gene Ontology annotation, cellular component: cytoplasm; nucleus. NCBI's taxonomy places the organism in Eukaryota, Metazoa, Platyhelminthes, Trematoda, Strigeidida, Schistosomatidae. Gene Ontology annotation, biological process: signal transduction; positive regulation of protein phosphorylation. Gene Ontology annotation, molecular function: protein kinase activator activity. The record is from RefSeq and is a predicted model, not a curated record.
CUCAGAUUUUGUUCUGUAAUUAUGUACUAAAAUGCAUUCAAUUGUUCAUAUUGGUGUUCUCGUUCACUACAUAACCAAUUUAAAAUAAAUCUGGGUGACAUUGUUCAACAUGUCGAUAAAUGUAUCACUGGUGUGACUAUAAUUUAUGGACGACCUUUGAGUGACGCUACAGUAACCUUGAGGGUGUCCACCUACAUACUACAGCUAAUUGAGAGUUAUAAACCAGUGUGAGGAAUUACAAUUAUGAUUUACAGUUGAUAUUUAAGGUUAGAAAUUAGAUCUAAGGGGUUUUCAUCACAAACUGAUAUCAGUUAUAAUGUCAAAACUCUAUUUUACUAAGUGGAUGAAUGAAUUUCGCGCCAAAAUUCAAGAUCUGCUCUCUUAAAUCUGAUUGGUUCGUUCAUAAAUUAUAGUCGUUAUGUUAACCAUCUAUACUUCAUUGUUUGUUUUGUUUUUUGCAAGGAGUUAUAUUUCAGUCAGAAUAUGUUCGUAUUAGACGUUCUAUUGAGAAGGUUAACACAAAUAUUUAUUUAUUCAAUUAUUAUUUAAGUAAAACAUGAUUAUUAAGAGAAAAUGAAAUUUGUAAAUAAACAUCUACCAUGGUAUACUGUGUUCAUAUUGUUUAACAGUGUACAGACAUUUGUUGUUGAUAUUCUGUUCUUUGAGCCGAAUGAUUCAUUUAGAGAAGAAGACGAAAAGAAAAAGAAGGAGAAGGAAAUAAAGACUUUUAAUGUUUGUUGUUUACAUCAUCAUUUGAUGAUAACUUCAUGUAAAACUGUGAAUUUCACUUAUUGUGUUAAUGGACUUGUAUGUAAUUAGAUUAUGAUUGAUUAUCUCCAUGGAUUUUAUGCAUAAUUAUGGUAUGAUUAUCUUGUGUUUAAUCGUCUUUUUGAAGUUAUAUUUCAAUAAGCUUAAUUUAUUUCAUGUAAUUGGUUCUAUUAAUGAGUUUAAAUAAAGUCAGAACAAACAUGGAUGCAUAAUAAUAUCGAUUCUUACUAUGGUGUUGUAUACAUUAUUAAGUUUUUGAUGAACUGAUUUAUGUUAGACCACCAUUGAAAGCCUGGAAUGGCUGGGCGGCAGUUUCGUUCUAGCAUGGGACUCCUCAGCAGUGCAUAUCUAUGAUCUCGUUCGAGGGAUUCGAACCCACGACUUUCGGUUUCGCGAGCGAACGCUUAACAUUUAGACCACUGAGUCGGCAUCCAACGGUGUUAAUGUCUAACUUCAACUGAUCCACGAAAUUGAGCUUCAAUCUUUUACUGUACUGAUGUAGAUACCUGUCUCUACCAGACACAGAUUAGCUACAUUGGUCACUGUUUCUCACUAAAACUCCGAGAAUCCUCUCAUGACACUUGUCACUAAUAAGCACAUGGUAUUUAUCAGUAUGAAUUGGUUAGAUCUCAUAGUUUCUCAUAAGCUGCUUACUCAUUGAUAUGUAUUGAAGGUUAACAUUAAGAUAAGAUAUAGCGUGAAACAGUUGAUAUGGAUGAAUGAAAAGAAUUGGAAUGACAAAUCUUAUUAAUAACAACUAUAUGUAUGCAUGUGCAGGAACAGGUUGGAGGUCAUUUGGUGUUGGAACCUAAAACAAACAUAAGGCAUAGGUGAUGCAUUAAUUAUGUGAGGUUCAGAGACAUAUAAGUUAAAUUGUGUGAUAAUUUUGGGGGUUAAUAAGCGAUUGCAUAAGAGUUCUGGAAUUAAAGAACUGAUAAGAUGGGUUACGUAAUAAUGGAAUGAGAUUUGAAGAGUUUACGUCGAGACUAUGAUUUAUAGACGACCUUUGAACGAAUAUUUAAAUGACCCUGAAAAACUUAGCCAAUCAUAGAACUGUUAGUAUAAAGUAAAAAUAUAUAAUACAAAACCAAAGAAAUAGAGUGGAUACACUUCUUGUCAAGGCUGAAAAGAGGUUCGGAGGUCCUGAAAUCGUAAUGCCUACGGUAAAGGGACUCAUCCACAGGUCUCCAUAAUAAUCGGCCUCUCGCGUCAUGACAAGGUUGCAAAAACUCUUUCGGCCUCGACCACAUAGCUUCAAUAUUGUUUGUGAGCACUCCGGUUGUUGGGUAAACAAAAUGCCACUUGUGAAUAACGACACGAUACACAUAACCAAGUCUAUGUAAGAGUCUGUACGCUCUCCAAUCAUUCUUAUAUAUUGUAGUGACUGGCUGAACAUAUUCGCCUAUAAUUCGUAUUACUGUCGUUGCCUGUCGAUUUCUGACCCUUUGGAUGUGUCACUUUUUGGUUGACCUGUCGUAAAUUCUAAAAGCCUGUAAGCUAUAUUCAUGUAAGUGCUAUUUAACCAAUCUUCUUUACAACUACGUCCUCUGUUAAAUUUUCGCUUGUUGACUAUUGUUUCGUCUACUUGAUUACUGUAUUCACAAAUAAAGAAACUUCCUAGCUAUCCCAAUUGUUGUAGCCGCUAAAUUCUCACGUCUUCUCUUAAAUCCUCUGUUAACUAAUAGUACGUGAGCAUCAGGUACUGAAAUUGUUGCCGUAACCUUGAAGCAAUUCUAACGCUUCUGAAUGACUCGUCCGUAAAUUAUAGACUAGCCAAAAUUCAGUAAGGGAAGAUCACAUAACAAAAUGAACACAAAUAGAAUAAAACUAAUGACAGAAAAUGAUCUACCACGAUAGUGAUAGGUCUACUACUAUCUCUUUUUGGAUACAUAAAUUAGAUUUGAGUUAUUUUUUAUCACUAUUGCUUCAACGAAGCGAACAGACGCUGCAUUUUGAAGGUCUGGGGAAUGUUAAUAAUGUGCCUGCAGCAAUCUUGAAGACUCUCCCCGUUUCCCACAUUGUACGAGCAUUCCAUAUACCUACGUGAAUCAAUAUACAUAACUAUGUGAUUUCACUGUUAACCUUUUCAUUGCAUAGUUCCAUCAUGUUAAUUAUUCUUGUAAGGAAUUUCACUAUUUGUCUCCAUUGAAUAUAUCUACAUUAUAAUAUGUUUAUCAUUGUUGUUUCAUCGGAUCCAAUUUUUUGCUUCUAAUCUCCUAGUUGUGAUAACUUAGUUUAUCAAUAUCUAUGUGCAUACAAAUCGAUCUUCAAUGAAAAGAUUCAACCGAAUAUGCUAUCAAUGCAUAACUGUCAUCGUUUUGAAACCGAUGCUUCUCGUUUAAUAUAUAUUAAAUUACUCGUAAAGCUUCAAUCAGUGAUACGUUUGCAUAAUUACUAAUGAAAUUUAUAUAAGGAAUUACCAGUUAGAUAGAUUCAAUUGAAAACAAUAUCACAUUACUGGGAUGACUGAAGUUAGACAGUAACACUGUUGUAUGCCGGCCGGUUCAGCAUUCUAAAAAUUAAGAACUCGCACGCGGAGCCGAAACUCCUAUGUUCGAGUCCCGUGAGCGGGAUCGUGACUGCGCACUGCUGAGGACGAAACGGCUGUCCGAUGCUUCCGUGGAUUUUAUUCAUAGUACACAUUUAUUACACAUAUACCUAUUGAGAUACUAUCAAAAAUAAGGAAGAAAUCGAUGGCUAUUUCAUUUCUUCGUUAUAAAUUCUUUAUUCUAAAAUCUUUUCAUCCCUGAAUAUGCAUUUAAUCUGGUUCACAUGUUCCACAGUAUGGACAAACUUGUGAUAAAUAAUCCGUCAAACUGUAAUAUGAAUCAUUUUUUUCAAAAAAUAGGGAAUGAUGGUAAAUCGGUUGAUGAUGUCGUGGAUUUUCGCCGACGAGAUGAUUGGGCCAAGUGUUGCGUAUAUCUGAACACCGACUACAACGAAGUGCAAUGUUCACCAGUGUUGGGGGAUGGUUAGAAGAAAGUUAUGGGAUGCCAAACUAAAACGUGACAUCAGUGCUUGAAGUCACCAACUUCUGGUCUCAGCCAUGUUGGUAGAUGCAGACUACUUAGUUGGGGUUCACGUGACUAUCGUAACCAGUGGUUGGAGACCCUUGGUUACACGGCUCGGAAUCGAUCACAAUGGCGUGGGUGAAUAUACUCUCUAUCUUCCCUUAAACCGUGAGAUUGAAAUCGCUUCAUAUCUUUCUUUCUACGUACUAAUUCUUUCUUCCUGUAUUGUAUCUUUAUAUGCAAUCUUUCUUUUAUGCAUUACCACCACUGAAUUAACUACUAGGAAUCCGGUGUUUACCUUGUUGUGCUAAUGAGGUGUGGCGGCUCGAACCGAUGCAUAUAUGUGUCUGGACCUACGUUGCAGCUGACUGACUGAAACAUUAUAUCCUUAUUUUGUCGAAAGGUUUCAUCCGUUUCAGUAUCCACUUAAUUAUAUUCAUGAAUUGGUAGGUAGUUCGUAAUUAUUUCCGAGAUACAUCAAUAUUAUCAACAAUUUCUAUAGAUUUAUGAAUGACUGAAAUCAAGUAAUUAGCUGGUAAAUCCAAUUUACUAUCAGAGAUUCAUUCAGAUUAUAAGUUAAUUGAUAAAGGCGACUCUAUUGUUAUUUCAAUCAAAUUAGUCUUAACUAAAACGUUAAAAGUAAAAAAAAUCUAUUUAUAUUAACCAUCACUUUUAUGAUCGAUCGAUUCAGGCUGGUGUAGUUAAUGAUGUAAUUUUUAUGAUAACCCAUUCAACAACAUUUAUAAAUGUAUAGUUAUUGAUAUAGGUAUACUUCAUUGUGAGACUGACUGAAUAUGAAGUUAAAGUCCUCUUCACGUUUCUCGGCUCUGACGGAUAGUGAGUGAACGCAGUAAAGGUGACAAAUCUCGUGCUAAGGCCAAAACGCGAUCAGACUGUGCUGGUCUGCAGUUCUCAGCUGGUCGUGUCCAUCACCUCCUUCGCAAGGGUAACUACGCAGAACAUUUCGGAGCUGGUGCCCCUGUUUAUUUGGCAGCUGUCUUCGAGUUCCUGAGAGCUGAAGUUCUUAAGUUGGCUGACAAUGUCGCCACUUAAAAGGCCAAGUGUAUUAUCGUCAAUCUAGCUUUUAUGUGGCUUAUGACAUAAAUGUGUCAGUAUAUCAUAUAAUAUGUAACUGGUCUUCACGAGAAUUUUCAGCAAAAUUAACGUAAAUUUAAUGCCUGGAUACAUUUCACAAAAUCGAUGUCCGAUUUUGUGUCUUUCUUUUUAUGUUGUUCUCUUCUGUUGGAUCGGUAAAUAUUUUGAAGGGGAUAUUGAGAUGGAAUUUGGCGUAGUAACAUUUUUGUCAUCAAUCCAUAUAGAUUAAGUAACUAAUAGUAAACUCAAGUCUAUAAUUAGCCACAAAUUUAAUCCACCUACAUACGUAACAGAUAAAUUUCAAAAAAAUUGGAACAACAAUAAAAAAGAUAAAAAUGGAUCUGUGUAAAGAUUGUAGAUUUUGGCACAAAGAACUUCUAAGCUUAUACCUUGGAAAACCCACUUAAUGUACUAAUUAGUGUAAAAAUCAUGUCGAUUUUAAAUUUUCCAGCAUGUGAUGUAUCAAAUUUUUAUAAUCAAUGAUCAAUAUAUACCCUGAAAUGUGGUCAAUAGUUUUCGACUCUUCGUCCUUUCAUUUCCCCAAGAGAAAUCAUAGCACAGGAACAAAUCAUUUAUAUACACGUGCAUUUCAAUUAUAAACUUUCUAUUGAUAUAUAGUUGAAAUUUUUUAAUCUGAAAUCUUAUAUGACGGGUUGAAAUGGGCCAAAUAAAAAGUGAUUUCAGAAAGUGCUGUAUAAGUGAUUUGUAUCUCAAUAGAAAUAUUUGAAGAAUAUCACUGCCAAAGUCUAUUGUUGUGCAGGAACACUUUAGUGUUUUAAAAUAAGGGACAUGAGCUAAAUCAGAUAACUGCAGUAGCCAGGUAUCUUCUGACUUGCCUCAGAAAUGAGUAGGGUGAAUCAACUAGCCAGGGUUCCGAAACAUUUAAGGACGUGUCCAAUCUUUUUUAAUGAAUUACUAAGCCAGUUUAUGGUAAUAUUUCAGGAUAAUUGGAAAUCACAACGAACAAGUUACUUUGUUUAUAUAAGCCAAAUCCUCAACAUAUAAUAGCUCCGCCUGGAGUCCCUCCGGGGGCUACUUCCGGUCUCAAGCCCGGAUAAAGGAGGAGAGUUGGACACGGAGUUAUCGACCCCAUCCCGUAGAAAACUAACUCUCCAAAAAAACCCUAGCCUGAAAAAAUUAUUCAAACCUCUUAAACUCUGCCCUGGGAGUCAGAAGCUCUUCAUUUAGAAGAGCUAUGACGCCUCAUGAUGAAAGCUGGAUUCGUUCGGAAAUUACGAGGCCGACGCCCCUUCUGACAACCAGAGCGACCAUUUAUUUAGGUACAUGGAAUGUUCGUACAAUGUGGGACACCGGGAGAGCCUUCCAAAUUGCUGCAGAAAUGAGAAGAUACAACCUAGAGGUACUUGGGAUCAGUGAAACACAUUGGACACAUGUUAGACAACAACGACUAGCUUCAGGGGAGCUUCAGUUAUACUACGGUCAUGAUUAAAAAAAUGCCACACAUACACAAGGAGUUGCAUUGAUGCUGUCCAAUUAAGCACAAAAUGCACUUGUAGGAUGACAAUCUCAUGGACCAAGGAUCAUCAAAGCCACCUUCAAAACAAAGAAAGAGGGUAUUACAAUGAAGAUCAUCCAAUGCUAUGCGCCUACCAACGACUACAAUGAAGACGCUAAAGAUCAAUUCUACGAUAGACUGCAGUCAAUCGUCGAGAAGUGCCAAACAAAAGACGUGACCAUUCUGAUAGGAGAUUAACUGACAAGGUUGGAAUGGGCAUCAACGGAUAUGAAGACAUCAUGCGAUUAGGAGAAAGGUGAAAUAUUUUCAAACCUGUGUGCCUUCAACAAACUGGUCAUAGACAGCACAAUAUUCCUACAUAAACACAUUCACAAAAUCAAAUGGGCUUCAUCGGAUCACACCACGCAAAACCAAAUCCACGAUAUCUGCAUCAACAAAACGUUCAGGAGGACGAUGAAAGAUGUGAGAACCAAGAGAGGAGCUGACAUAAGAUCAGAUGAUCACCUGCUGGCCGUCAAGACGAAAUUGAAACUCAAGAAGUACUGAACAACGGAGCGGACAAUAUCACAAAAGUUCAAUACGGCCUAUCUUCGAGAUACUGACAAACUCAACAAAUUCAAGAUAGCCCUCAACAACAAGUUCCAGGUCUUUCAUGAUCUACUCAAUCGAGGAAGAACUACUAUGGACAGCAACUGGAAAGGAAUAAAAUAAGCAAUCGCUUCGACAUGCCGUGAGGUUCUGGGCCACGAGAAGCACCAUUACAAGGAAUGGAUCACUGUUCAUACAAUAGAUAAGAUUCAAGAAAGGAGGAACAAGAAGGCAGCAGUCAAUACCAGCCUGACAAGAGCAGAAAAAGUCAAGGCAGAAGCUGAAUAAACAGAAUUAAACAAACAAGUAGAGGGGAGCAUCAGAAAUGACAAACGUAUAUAUGUGGAAGAUUUAGUAAUGACAGCGGAAAAGGCUGCAACAGAAGGAAACAUGAGAAAACCGUAUGAAAUAACGAAGAAACUCUGUGGAAAUCGCCGCAAACCAGAACGACCAGUGAAAAGCAAGGAAGGCGAGGUGAUCACCAACGUUGAAGAGCAACGAAACAGGUGGGUAGAACACUUCAAAGAACUCUUGAAUCGACCAGCCACAAUGAACCCACCCAACAUCAAAGUAGCGCACACGGUCCCCCUAAUAAAUGUUGGCCCACCAACAAUUGAAGAGAUCAGCAUGGCCAUCAGAAAAAUCAAGAGUGGCAAAGCAGCAGGAUCAGACAACAUUCCAGUAGAGGCUCUGAAAUCAGAGGUAGCGGUAACUGCAGGAGUACUCCAGAUUCUCUUCAAUACGAUUUAGGAUCAGGAACAAGUACCAGUAAACUGGAAAGAAUGACUUCUGGUCAAAAUACCAAAGAAAGGCGAUCUCAGCAAGUAUGAUAACUACAGGGCCAUCACUCUUCUCUCAAUACCGAGUAAAGUCUUCAACAGUGUAUUGUCAAACAGAAUGAAGGACUGCGUAGACGCCCAACUUCGACACCAACAGGCUGAAUUUCGUAACGAUAGAUCGUGUUCAGACCAAAUCGCAACUCUACAGAUGAUUGUGGAACAAUUAAUUGAAUGGACUUCAUCACUCUACAUCAACUUCAUUGACUACGAAAAAGCAAUUGAUAACGUGAACAGAACAACACUAUGGAAGCUUCUUCGAUAUUACGGAGUGCCUCAAAAGAUAGUCAGUAUCAUACAGAAUUCCUAUGACGGAUUAGACUGCAAAAAUCGUGUAUGGAGGACAGUUGACAAACUCGAUCGAGAUAAAAGCCGGUGUCAGGCAAGGUUGCUUACACUCACCCUUUCUCUUUCUCCUGGUGAUCGACUGGAUCAUGGAGACGUCAACACCUGAAGGGAAGCAUGGGAUACAAUGGACAUCUAGGAUGCAGUUGGACGAUCGAGACUUCACAUCUGUUCUGGCCCUCCUAUCACAAACGCGACAACAACCUUUGGAACUCAAAACAACUGUCAACCAACACCAAAGUCAGAAUUUUCAAUACAAAUGUCAAGACAAUUCUACUGUAUGUGGUGGAAACUUGGAGAACUACGAAAACCACCAUCCAGAGGAUACUAAUGUUUAUUCACAGUUGUCUAUUCAAAGUACUUCGGAUCCGUCGAUCAGACGUUAUAAGCAACAUCCUACUGUGGGAGAGAACAAACCGGAUUGUAUUUUAGGGAGAAAUCAGGAAGAUGCAUUGGAAGUGAAUAGGCACACAUUGAAGAUAGCACUCAACUGUGUCACAAGACAAGCCCUCGCCUGAAACCAGCAAAGCCAAAUUAGGAGAGGAAGACCAAAGAAUACAUUAGGCCGAGAAAUGGAGACAGAUAUGAGAAGAAGGAAUAACAGUUUGAUAGAACUAGAAAGACAGUCCCUGGACAGAAUGGGUUGGUAAAUGCUGGUCGGUGGCCUAUACUCCGUUGCGAGUAACAGACGUAAAUCUAAUCUAAUCUCAUCAACACAUAGCGGCUUGCUUAUUUAUGAAGUCACGAAACUUAAGUCCGUUCUCUACAGUGGGCAUUAUUUCUUAAAGAAACCAGUAAGUUUGUUACUUUAACUGAAGAUCGAAAGUUAACUAAAAUCCAUUUAUAUAUAUAUAUAUAUAUAUAUAUAUAUAUAUAUAAACUCUUCUGUCCUAUGGAUGUAUGUGCAUCAAUGCCAAGGUUGGACUUGACAGUUUCGAAUAAAGUGAGCAUUAGGUAAAAAUUUAAUAAUAUAUAUAUUCACAUUGACAAAUCCAGGCCAAUUUUUUAUUUUGACUGUACAAAAAAUAUUCCGCAUUGAUUCCUUCGUACCAUUUAAAUAUGUGUUAAUUAAAUUUGGUUAUUUAUUUAAUCUGAAUACAUGGCUUAUAUUAAGCCACGAAACGACAGUAGUAUAAUUGUUCCAUUAAUUGGGAUAUAGCAAAAAUAUAAUUAUUUCUGAUUCCCUCAUUAGUCAAUCUUAUGUAACUCAGCAUAAGUAAGAGUUUCCGUAUUUUAAAACAGUCAGUGAAUACCCACACUGUUUUACCACUUCUGUAGUCCUUGAAUUAUUUUUCAUUUCCUACGAUAACGUGUUAAAAAAUACCAUCAUCUCUUCUUGAAAAGACAUAUAAAAAACUGCCAAACAUCCAGCUUUCUGGUAUCAUUGAAAAAUAAACAAAAAAUAAAUUGUAGCGGUCCAAUUCUGUUUAAAUUUCUAAAAUAAGCUGCCCCACUGGCAACUCUGAUGAAAUCCAACAAGUGUGCAACCUUGUGUUAAAAACUCGAUUCUGCAUUAUCAUCUGUUUAAAACUGAGUAUGAACGCGUGAAUGCUGUAUAGUGUCUCGCUUGACAGUAUCCUUGUUGUAUCCAGAAUAUUACAUCUUCUUUUCUAUUAUAACUCUCAUGCCAAAGACACAUGUAAGCAUUCUUUUAUUCUUCUCAGUUUACAUUGAUCAAAUCUUCAGAAUUGGACUUUGUUCCAGAAUUGUCUUUGAUAUUCUUCAUUGCAUGACAGCAAUGUCUUUUGGACUGAACUUAAAAUUAACAGAGUGCAUUGGUUGCUCAAUAUCACUACAAAUAUUUUUUGACCGCAACAUUCUAGAUCCCCGUGAUACGAAAAUUACUGAACGGCAUUCUGCCAUAAAAAUCAGAUCACUUCAUACCAACUUACAAUAGAACAAGGAAGGACUACUCCGUCAUGCAAUAAAAACCAAGAAAUGCGUUUUCCAAAAAUUCAUCGGUCUGAAUCCCACAGUAGUCCGAACAGUUCAAAAUUUGGGGUCUAGAUGUAUCUUCUUGAAGUAUCCCUCAUUUUGAACCUACUGAAGGUAGAUAUGAUGUCCGCAGGCUCGCCAGAUUAAUCAUGGAGAAAUCUGAGCAUGUAGAAAUAAGUAAAGUCGCAAGAUAAACAGUUCGCUAAGUCCUCAAUAUUUGAUGCUGUCCGCAUUAGUUUCAGUGCACUCAUCUAGCUGAAGGUACUUGGUCACGGAUCCGUACCACAUCGUGAGUGGUUACACCGUGCUACGCACCCGUUUCAUCUAUUAGUCAGCUUAGACCAAAUGUUCAUAGACAUGCACAAUUCUAUCAGUAGUGAAAGCACUACAGGUAGUUGGAAAAGUUUAAGAAGAUAACCAUUAGGUCGUUUCGCGAAAUUGCAUUGCUGUCGUGUGAUGAAAGACUAGACAAGGUACAUUUGUUUACCUCUGUUGUGUAGCGUCGAAUCACGGUUGACUAUGAUCACCACUACAGGAAGACUACGUGCCAGUUACACGAUAAGAUCCCUCGUAGGCCAAAUAUCACCAAUCGCGUUCUGUUGAUAAAAGUAGGUCACUACAACCUAUAUGGAGAAAAAGUAGAGGUGAGAUAAUCGAAAUUUUGUAAUAAUCUACUGAUAAAUUUGCGUCUGACAUAACUCGUAUCUGUUGCCUAACAAGAAGGAGAAUUCACUAAAUCACUAAUAAAGUUCCACUACCUUGUCAACUGAGAUCCGGCCUUUAGCGCAAGGACUAAGAACAACUAACAGACCUUCAUUUCUUAACCAACUGAAACAAAGUAAUCGAAGUUCAUUUCACAUACAUGCUUAUAAUAUAUGAAAACCCAUAAAUAAAUUAAUUGAACAUUGCCUAGUUAAAAUGACAAAACACCUCGCUGGAUGCUACCAAAAACCUAGAUUUACUUAUUAACAUCAUUGUGUGAAUGUGAAGGAUGCAGUCACUUUAUAUCAGCUUCAUGGAAAAAAUAUUGGAGAUUUGGCAUCGUGACGAUUUUCAACUUGUGCGGUACUUCAUCUCAAUCUUACUAUGUGCAAUGAAUUUCCUAUUGUAAGUUGCACAUGGAGUGACAACUGCAUCCGCUAUAACAUGGACCUCAAGUGUACAGUUUUUGGUUAUACUUCGGUUUAGAUAGAAUAUGAGAGUGCUUAUUCCAUGUAUAAAAUAAUUGCUAGUUUUCGAAUCAUGUCUGUUCCGUACUUAACUCUUUUAUGGAUUACACUAAACCCAUUUAGGUUAAUUAAGUCAAUAUCACUUCGCGCACGUUAACAAAUAAAUUGCAAGGAUUUGCAGUUACUGCAGACAAAUAAAUAGAAACUAAGUUCUGUCGUGAAGCUAUCAGGUCCAAUUUUCUGCAAGCUCAUAUCACAGACAUAUGGCAUCAACUAGCUGCACAGCAAAUAAUCUGGAGCCGUGAUAUUAUUAAGGCUUCAACAUUGAGGACAUUGUUCAAAACCCAGUGUUAAUAGCAUGGGACGGCUAUAAAUGUGGUAUCCAGACCACAGCAUUUAUUAGAUCGAAGUAAGACGGCAAUCAGUUCUCAGCUGUAUCUUGUAAAGUUUCCAACCUUCGAUCUCAGACAGUUUUGUGCUUUGUGGAUAGAAGGUAGGGGGAGUCUGUCAAUCCUUUUCUUCACCUGUCUUACCUCUUAAACGAGUUGAUUAAAAGUGUGGACAUUCCUCCUUCUGGCACAAGAUUCAAGCGUUCAUUACGCAAUGAGAAAAAGUCUACACGCCUUGUAGAUCCUGUUCAUUCUUGGCUCUUCCCAUACCCUCCGAGUUGUCCUGACCUUGGUGGAAGUCAGAAAGAGAAUUAAUUAGUCCUAAGUCCAUUCCUUGCCAUCCUUUACACCAUAAAUAAAUCCCCUCUUAGUUCUGUGUCGUCUUCUAAGUAAGGACCUGGGAGUAGUAAACAUUUUUAACUUAGCCCUCACUAGAGUUGUGAAAAACUUAGUGAACGGAAUUGUACUUGAUUUGGUGGCGAGACUCUAGUUUAGCGACGACCUUUGAACGAAUCUUAAAUGACCUUGACAAUUUUUAGCCAAUCAGAAGACAGUUAAUAUAAAGUGAGAAUAUGUUGUAAGUAAUGAAUUAUAGUGGAGGCUCUGAAUUCAUAAUGCAUAUGGUAUAGAAACUCAUUCAUAGGGUUAGUGGUUAGGGCUGUAGCCUAGGCUUGGGGUGCUAACAUCCGAUCAGUUCACAACGGAUAUUAGAGGUUAGGGUUAGGGGUGAGGGUUAGGGUCAGGAUGGAGUUGAGGCCUGUCAAAAAACACCUCUUCUCUAAAAUCCGAUGUAAACCGAUCGCAUGUUAGCACCCUAACCCUAAACCCUAAUCUAACCCUAACCUUAACCUAACCCUAACCUAAUCCUAAACCCUAACCUUAACCUAAACCCUAACCCUAAGCCCUAAUCUAACCCUAAACCCUAAUCUAACCCUAACCUAAUCCUAAACCCUAACCUUAACCUAGACCCUUACCCUAAGCCCUAAUCUAACCCUAACCUUCACCUAACCCUUAACCCCAAACCCUAACCCUAUGGACGAGUUUCUAUACAAUAUGCAUUAUGAAUUCAGAACUUCUGAGCAUUUAUCAAACCUCAACAAGUUUUUAAAUCAUGUAAAAGAAGAAUAUCCACUGUAAUUCAUUACUUUCUUGUAAUAUAUUUUUACUUUAUACUGUCUUCUGAUUGGCUAAUAAUUGAAAUUGCUCAAACGCUUCUCAUUGGCUCGUCCCUAAAUUAGAGUUUCGCCGUCCCAUCUGUUUUAACCUCUCAUUAAGCACCUCCUCCUUAAAAUCCGCUGUGAACCGACCGUAUGUUAGCAUCGCGUGUUGAACUUGGCUCCGUGACCUUGAAAUUGCUCAAACGCUUCUGAUUGGCUCGUCGCUAAAUUAGAGUCUCGCCAACUUGGUAAAUGUUAGUCUUAACAUCCUUUCAGCUGCAACUUGACAUCAGAGAGCUGUAGUCUUAACGUUUAAGUGUGCUGUGACCAUGAGCUGGGGAUAAAUUCAGUAGUUUCUCUAAAUUUGCAGUUAGUGCCGUCUGUGUCCAUGUUGACGCUUUUAGUUUGAUUAAUAGAUAUUAGCCCCCAAAUGCCCUGGUACGGCCGAGAGUGGGGAAAGUCCGCUCUCCCUUUAGAAUUGCUAUCACAUGGCCACGCGUAUAUAGCCUCUGCCAGGGAAGUACUACUCACUGCCCUCUCGUGGCGGGGGUGUUGUUUACAAAAAUGAGAGGACGAAAAGCGAAUGACCGGAUUCCAAACUGAUGGUGCACAUGGGCUCCAGUAUCCUGCGGGAACAAAUGGCGUAUGAACCAAUUGUUGAUCACCGGCUUCCAUCGGACUGCAUCUCCUCACGAUGCUCCACUGCCUUGUGGAUCAGACCUUCAGGUCGAAGGCUCGGGGAGUGGCCCCUUAAGAAAACCACCUGCUUCGGUUUUGGGACCUGGGCAGUAUCAUAGCUUUCACGCAUAUCAAAUGAGAUAUGUGUGGUGCCUAUGUAUUUGGUGCCUCCUCGUAUCAAUAGAUAUUAACUAUAGCUUGGACUAACCUACCAGAGUUUUGUGGUCUGCAUGGAAUGGAUAUACGUGAUCUGACCAAUAACUUGAUGUUAUCGCCAUAAAGUAACAUUGGUGUAGCAUGAUAUAUGUAGGUUCUUUGACAUAGAGAAUUAAUAACAGUAAGCUCUGAUGUACUUUUCUAAGUCCUGGUAUCCAGUAAGAGAUGUUGCAAUUAGCUUAGACUUUUUGUGGGCGACCGGCCAAAAUGUCUCUAAACUACCUAAUCAAGUAUUCGAAGAUUCCUAAACUUUCCAGCUUCACUAAGAGCCUAUUAUGCGGAAGCCUAUCGAAGGCUUUGUUAAUGUCUAUGCGAAUUAUAUCCAAUGACUUUUUGCUAUCUAGUUAAUCUGCUCAGAUAUGCUUGAUCGGUAAAAGAUUUAUCAUACGCUGUCGACCAUUUCUGAAGCCAUGCUGUUCACUUAGUAAGCUGUGGGUGUUUAUAAAGAUUAUAGUAUUCUUUAUAAUAACUGAAAUGUAUUGACUGCAACACGAGUGAGACUUAUUCUGUAGUUCGACCGAUGUUAUUUAUACUCCGUCCCAUGUUUCGGAGUGACUGUCGCAUCUUUCUAGUCUUGGUAACACACUAGCUGAGUGAUAUUUCGAAUAUCGUGGUGAGGGGAGGCAGCCGCCUAUAUCCCAAGUUGUGAUGUGAUGAAAUGAAUGAGAAAUGAGCGAGACUAUAAUUUAUGGACGAAUCAAUCACAUGUAAGAUAAAAGAACUCGGAUUUUCGCGUGAAAUUCACUCAUCUGUUAGGAUAAGUAGAGUUUUGGCAUUGAAGCUGAUGUCGGUUCAUGAUGAAAGCCCUAAAUCUAAAUUCUAGCCUAAAUCAUAAACUGCAAAUCAUAAUUCCAAUCCCUCACACGGGUUUAUAACCCUCAUUUGGUCCUGAUUAUUAGGUGGACACUCUCAAGGUCAGUCUCGUCGCUCAAAGUUCGUCUGUAAAUUAUAGUCUCACUGGUAGCUCAUCCAUCCCUAUUGAUUUCUUCGUAUCCAAAUAGCUUAAUGAAUUCAACACACCAUCUGCGACAAGAAGGGGUUUAUGAGUAAAGACGUUGCCUGAGUAAUUGCACAUGGCUUCUGCUUUGUCCUAGUCAUCUUCUGUCGUCUGAAAAAUUUCCUUAAUUAUAACGGAAAUUCAUUGGUUCGUUUUAAUCUUGGAAUCAACAUAGAAGAGUAGUGACAUUGUAUGCCUUAUUACUUAUUUAUUAUAUUUAUUUGAACACGUAAAUAUUGGUACAAGAAGGCACCAAAUAUAUACGCGCCACACAUGCCUUAUUAAAAUUCGUGAGAGUUGAUUUUCACAUUUCUUUCGUGAGUUACGGAUUUGGUAAUGUAUUCAUUUCAGUCAACUUAUAAAGUUCCCUUGAAUCAACUGUACGGAGACUGACAAUGAUGUCUCUUUGUUCUUUUCUUUGGUUGCAACAAGCAUUAAACUUUAUGUCUAAUCCAGAGUCGUUCUUGCUUUUGGGUCUUUUCAAGGUAUAAAUAUUGGCUUUAGUUUCCGGAAACGACCCCAUACCUCUCCAACCGAUGCUCUGUAGUCCUUUGUCCAGUCUUAGGAAGAGGCAGUGGUCACUUCUGCAAAUAGUUGAGAAGGAAUUACGUCGAAUAACAUUGUGUUCGUGAGUGAGAAUUAAGUCAAUGAUAGUGUUGUAAGUCAUUUCUGAUAAGAUCUCCAAUAUUCUGAACUAGAGUAAGAUUGGUUGACAGUGGAUCUUGAUCAGACGAGUUUGCUGAACCUUUUUGAUCUGGAAUGGAGCUUAUCAAUAACGAAAUUAUUUGCUGUGCAUUCGAAGCUGCGACAUAAUACUAACAGUUUCAUGUCCUACUCUACAUUUUAGCCGAUACAUCACCGAUUAAAAUGUUUGUGAAUCACAUGUCACUGUCUCAAGGGUUCGUAUAGUUAAAACAUUUUUCUAGUAAAGGAUAGAACGGUCAUCUCUACGACUUGUUCUGUCAGUUCCACAGUUCGAGAAUCGAGUCAGCGCCAUUUAAUUGUGGCUUAUUUUUGAUAUUAUUCAUAAUUUUUGGACCAAAAUAACAUCAGGACAUUCAGCGACUACCAUGUUUCUGAUCUCCACCUUAUUUAAAAUACCAUAAGGAUUGACAUAACGUAUUUCUUUGGGGAUAAUUUAUAUAACAAGCCAAUAGUUUCUUUAUGGUCAUCGAAAAUGUAUCGGGUAAUUAAGGACAUCAAUGAUUUAAUUUUAAUGAUAAGCUCUCAUGAUAUUAUUUCAGAUAUUGAUAAUAACAGUGACUAUCAUAUUGAUGUUCUCAUAUGUGAUACGAAACAUCUACUGUGCUGCAGUUCGCUCUGUUCGGCUUUAACUGUGAAAUGUCUAAAAAUAGAGUAUAUUCAUGGGUUACUGGUAUUCAGUCUUACGUGUCCUCGAAUAAAUUGUUUGGAACAUCAAGUUAGAAAUUCUAAGGUUAUAUGCAUAGUACUACGUUAGUAUGGCAAAACGAUUGACGAUUUAUUGGAUCAUUAUCGACUGAGGUACCUGGGACAUGUAUUAAAUAUGACCAUCCACCGACUACCUUGAUGGGCAAUGAUGACUGGUGCAGAGAGUGAAUGGCUCAGAGUCGUUCACUGUAGCUUAGGUGCGUUCACACUUUGUUUUCCCUUAAAACUCAAGUAUUAAACUGUUUACAAAUACUUUAUAUUUCACUAAAUUUAUAUUUUCUCGAAUAGUGUGUUCGAUGUCUUAUGUUUUCUGUUGCCACAUCUACCACUUUUGAAUUUGCCCUGACAGUGUUAACUUGAUGUACUAAUAGGGUUAUUUAUUUAUUCAAACACAAAUAUUGAUACAAAAAUGCACCAAAUCUAUAUGUGCCACAUAAAUCAUUCGAUUUAUGCGAGGGCUGGGGUACUCCCCGGGCACCCAAACCGAAGCAAGUGGUUUUCUUAGGGGGUCACACCCGGUGCCUUUCAUCUAAAGGUCUGAUCCACAAGGUUGUGGAGCAACGUCAGGAAAUGCGAUCUCAUGGUAGCCGGUGAUCAACGUUUGGUUCAUACACCAUUUGUUUCUUCAGGACCCUGGGGUCCAUGUGCAUCACAUGUUUAGAUUGAGCAUUCUCCAACUCCCAUAGGUGAAUACUUUAUAUCCACGAACCCGAGUAAAGCGCCGGACAUUCGCUUUUUGUCCUCCUAAUUCUGCAAACAACACACCCACCGCGAGAAAGCAAUGAGUAGAACUUCCCUGACCGAGGUUGUAUACACAUGGUCAUGUGAGGGCAUUUCGACAGAAAGAGCUGACUCUCUCCACUUCCCAGCCGUACCAGUGUAUAUCGGGGGCCAAAAUGAAUGGUGGUUAGCAGUGGAAUUCAGGACUCACAUUUCAUCCUAUUUGAGACUUGUCAACAAGAUGUACCUGCAUCCUAGAAUUGAUAUUCACUGUGGAACUCAAACUCAAUACUGUUCGCUUCAAAUACUAUUAUUUUAUCCACUUACCUAUUAAAUAUGACAACUUGAACGGAUGUGCAUAUUCGCGAAGUUCUACAUUGUAUUUAAUUGAUCUAUGAAAUUCAUUAAGUGUUAACUAAAUUGUCCGUUAUCACCAAGUUCAUAUUAUUCAUAUAUCAUCGAACGUUAAGUUCACUGAAUCCUUUUUUGUAACAUACAAGUGAUUUAAUUUUAUCAGAAGGGGUUUUGUGGAGAUUUUAGAAAUUUCACUGAUUGAAAUCAUGAGUUGAUUGGAGCUAGACCACCAUGGGAAACCUAGAAGCACUGGACGGCCGUUUCGUCCCAGUACGGGACUCCUCAGCAGUGCGCAUCCACGAUCCCGCACCAGGUCUGUUGUGAGAUAUCAACUCACUGAAGACAAUGGUGUACGGUGGCGCAACUUCGUGGAUUGGUUGAAGUUAGACAUUAACACUGUUGGAUGCUGGCCAGCUCAGUGGUCUAGUUGGUUAAGCGCCUGGCGCGAGGCUGACAGGCCCUGGGUUCGAGAUCAUAGAUGCGCAUUGCUGAGGCGUCCCAUACUGGGACGAAACGGCCGUUCAGUGCUUCCAGGUUUUCCAUGGUGGUCUAGCUUCAAUUGACUCAUGAUUCCAAUCAGUGAGAUUUAAUUUUAAUCAUUUCGAUUGCAUAUAUAUUACAAUAUAUUAUAAAUCCCCUAUGUUUAUUUCGUUGUUGUUGUUUUUUGAAAAUUACAACCUACUUACCUCAUAUUAACAUACGAUUAUUGUUAAUUGUCAAAGUACGGUGCAAAAAUAGUACAAUCUGUAUAUAUAGUUGUGUAUAUUGAUCUGUUCACAUGAUGACUUCUUUAUUAUUAUAGAAGAGAGAAAAAAAACAAACUAUUUUAAUGAUAUGCAUAAUAUGAAAUUAUCUAAUUCAUUAACUUUGAUUGAAUAAUUAAAUGAGCCAAUAAGUGUACAUAUGAAUGUCAGCUUAUAUCUAUAUAUAUACAUCUUGUUUUGUUUUGUUUUGUUAUACUAAUUCUUUCAUUGUCAUUAUUCAUAUUCUAAUGAAGAAAGUCACAAGAUACAUUUAUCAUAUAAAAAGGAUUAUAAAUAAUAUAAAGAAAAGAAAUUAAAACUUUUUUUAUUUUCUUUCAAUUGAUUCUUUUCUCUCUUUUCUUGUUUUCUUUUAUUCUUUUUUUUUCGUUGUUGUCGUUCUUGUUGUUGUUACUAACUGACAAACUUCUUUUAUUGAUAUUUAUGUGCAUAUCAUUAUUUUGAUAAGAGUAUUAGUAUUAUUAUCAUCAUCGUCAUCAUCAUCAUCAUUGUUACCUAUUAAAUUUACACUUGUUAUAUAUUGAAAUAUCCAUUCAAAAACGUGUUCAAUUCAGUGUUUUAUGUGCAUCGGUAAUCGAUUAUGCAGCAAAACAUUCAAACCACGUAAAAAUAUCUCUGAAACUAAUAAUAAUAAUAAUCCUUCUACUAAUACAAGUAAUCAUAAUCCUACUAUUGGUAAUAAUAAUAAUAAUAAUCAUGAUGUCAAUGGUAAACAAAAUGAUUUAUUACCAGAAACUGCUGCAACAUUGGGUAGUGGAGAUUUACGUUUAGCUGUUCGUCUACCUGAAGGUGAAGAUCUACAUGAAUGGAUUGCUAUAAACACUGUAGAUUUUUUCAAUCAAAUUAAUAUGCUUUAUGGUACAUUACUUGAAUUUUGUACCGAUGAUACAUGUCCAAUUAUGUCAGCUGGUCCAAAGUAUGAAUAUCAUUGGGCUGAUGGACAAACAGUGAAAAAACCAUUGAAAUGUUCUGCACCACAUUAUAUUGAUUGUUUAAUGAUAUGGAUUCAAAAACAAUUGGAGAAUGAAGCUAUAUUUCCAUCGAAAAUUGGUGCUCCAUUUCCACGUGAUUUUCUUAAUGUAGUCAAAGUGAUAUUAAAACGUUUAUUUCGAGUUUAUGCACAUAUUUAUUAUCAACAUUUUUCUGAAGUACGAGAUCUACAAGAAGAAGCUCAUUUAAAUACAAGUUUUAAACAUUUUAUAUAUUUUGUAUUGGAAUUUAAUUUAGUUCAAAAACGUGAACUUGUUCCAUUACAACACUUAAUUGAUUUAUUAACAACAAAUGAAUCUACCACAAAUGAUGAACAUAAUAGUAAUGAUAAUGGUUCUACAUCACAUAAUUAUUCAUUACAUACAACUACUAAUGAUAAUAAUAUAAGUAGUAUAAUCAAUGAUAAUUAAAUAUUACAUAUCUCUAUUAGAUAUAAUAUAAGUAUAUAUAUCUUUCAUAAUAAUCGUUAUCAUUGAUAACGACAACGAUCAUAAUCAUGAUUUAUGCCUUAAUCUAUUCUUAUAUUGACUUCUUUCUUUGAUAUAUAUAUAUCAAUAUCCUGUAUGUGGUACUCUAGCGUUUGCAUGGAAACUACCAUAUAUUUUUAAAUUUGUUCUAUAUGUAUGAGUUAGACGAAUAUUUCUUUUCUGUUGGUAUACCAAAAAUAAAACACAAUUUAUAUGUAUAUAUUAAAAAUAAAUACUUAACAGACAGGUGAUUUCAUAUUCUGUUAAAGGUAUGAGGAAAGUUGUCGAUUCCAUGAUUGCCUGUCCACACCAUAAAACAAUAUUCCUUCUUCGAGGGGUGUCAAUUGAAAAUGCAAUUAGGGUCAAUGGUGGUAUUAUUAAAGAGUUGGGAAUGUAAUCGAACAGCCGAAAGGAACAACUGCUUGGGGAUGGUUAUACACAUUUCGUGGAAAUUUUUUAAUCUAUUUGCUUUAUACUUCAAAAUGCCUUACUGUUAUAGAUGGAAAUCCAUGGGGUAAAAUAAGUUGUGACAUUUUUAGGCCCGACCUUUUCUAACCUCUUCAUUCUACUACGAGAAAGCAGCAUCUUAAUAGAUGAUAGUAAUCUGAUGGAAAAACUGUACUACUAUUAUACCCCUGUACAGUCGUCAGUUCGACUUAACCCCUGGCUUUAGUUUUAUCGUCGUUCUCCAGUAGACCUGCCAUAUAUACCCUUGUGGGUCAGGGUAAUAUUAAAUUGGUUUUCAGAAGGACCAGACAUUCACAUGACAACCCAAACAGCACAGCUCAAUCCCGUUUGACAGGAGAGCCAAACACCACCCAGGCUUAAAUUUUGUAACCCGAGCAGUACAGCUGAAUCCCGUUUCACAGGAGAAAUAGACACCGUAUAGGCUUUAAUGCUACAAUCUGAAUAGUACAGCUCAAUCCUGUGGCGCAACCACACAGGUACAAAGCACCCUAGUGGACCAUCCAAGACAUGUCACUAUAUCUCGGCUGAGUUAUUACAAUAUACAAUCCCAACCUACCACUUUAAGGUAGUAGUUACAGUCGGGAAAUACAUUAUCUUGAGAGCGGAUAUCCUUACUGUGGUGAUAAGCGUUUGUUCAAAAUAAAGUUUACGUCAAUCGGAAGGACAACCACAUUAUUUGUAAGUGUUUGAAGCGAAAGGUACUGGGCUUGAGUUCCGAUGGAGCAUCAAAACUUUAAUACAGGCACAUUCAGUUGACGAGUCUUAAGCGGGAUAAAAUUCACCUGGAUUCCACCACCAGCCAAACUACCAACUAUUCUGUAGAAAUAAGUUAAAUAUCUGUUUAUACCCCUUUCACAGAUUCUCUGAAUGUGAGAGUGAUAGCUUACUAUUUAUAGUAUUGAACGUUUAGCCACUGACUAACCGGGUUAUAAGUUUGAAACCUGUUCUACUUACAGUCUGAAUUGUAUCGUUUGAUAUAAUUUAAAAAUGAAUCGAUAAGCCACCACUCUAUUACAGAGUUGCCUUAAGCAUUUGUAGUAAUAAAUGAAAUUUCAUUUUCAUCGGAUAUAUCUCUAGUGGAUUAAUAAUAUCUGAGAGGGGUUUUGCGGAGAUUGUAGUAAUUUAAUAGUUGAAUUCAUGAGUCAUUUAAAGCUAGACCACUAUGGAAAACCUGGAAGCACUAGUGACUGGCUUCAAGAGGUAUUCCCUGGAGUUCUAAUGAGAAGCCGUGACCAGUGGAAUUCAACCGGGUCUGUUGUAAGAUUGUGACUCACUGGAGACGGUGGUUCGAUUUCGUGGAUUGGUUGAAGUUAGACAAUAACAGCGUUGGAUACCAGCUCAGUGAUCUAGAGGUUAAGCGUUCGCGCGCGUGAUCGAGGAUGCUCGCUGCUUCGGAGUCCCAUACUAGAAUGGAACGACUAUCCAGUGGUUCCAUGGUGUUCUAGCUUUAAUCGACUCAUGGAUUAAUAAUAGUACUUAUAAAUGAGAAUAACACCGAGAAAAUAGGCACUAACUUUAUGAUUGAUUCCCAAAUAUGGUUAUCCGAUUCCUAACCACUUAGACUGAAGGUCACAUAACUAAUUCGUUAGGGUCUAACCGAAAAUCUUAUUCUUUAUUACUCAGGUAUCAGUGUAAAAAUACCAAAUUUGUGAAGAUAAAUCACUUAAUGAAUAGUUCAAUUGUAAUAUCUGUUAUGACCUUGAUGUCUGGCUUUCUAUCACGCGACUUAUCGACCAGUCAGAAUACGACUUAUACAAUUUCGCACUAUGCCAAACCAAUGACGUUCAACCGGUAUGAGCAGUUUAGCGUCCUGAUCGGUCCUAUGUCCUCCUAACCCUUCCACUUGAGUCCAGAACAUAAUACCAGCUUCUGUAAUAUGAAUCGAAUCAUUUAUUUCAGACAUACUCGGUUUAUAUAUCAAUCAGACAGACCACAACGUACCAUAAAAUAGAAAAUAACAUGUGUACACAAAUAAGCCAAAAAGUGGCUGUGAACGAGGGGGACAGUAAUUAAUAGACUGAGCAUAGCUUAAGAACCGUAAAUCAUACAAUAAUAAAUUAUAGGUCAAAAUAAAGCUUAUCAUAAGAGGAAUAUAAAUAUACAUAAUGUAAUUGUUGAAUAGUUAUACAAUAAGAAUAUUUAUAGAAUAUUAGUUCAUUAAUAGUCCUUGGAAGUUACCUGUAAUUUAAUCUUCACCGGGAUACAACAACAUCUUCGAUCCCCUGUAAAAUUGAUUUCAGUUUUAAAGGAAGGGGUAUUUCAUAUGGCUACUAAUGAUUGACUUGGUUUCUGGAGAUUUCUGAAUACAUUUUUAGUAUUAGUAAUAAUUUAAUCACUUAACUAAGCAAGUUAGAAAAAAAACCUGGGUCUUUUUUUCAGUUUGUUAGAUCCUUCUUCUGAAAACUAUACAAAUACUCUAAUUAACUAGGUAGAAGGUUAAUUGUAACAUUGAAAAAUAGAAUGGAUUUGUGCUCUUGAUAACUAUUCAAAAAUUCAAGUUCAAUCAGUGUUGGGACUAGAACAAACGUUCAUCAAUUCAAUCAGUACAAAAGAAAAAGCUUAGAACAGUGAAACAUAAAGUUCUUAAAUAAAUAUAAAGUCAUAAUAAAUGACUUUCUUAGACUCUUUUCUAUUGUUCUAAUAUAAUUGAAAAACUUCAAACGUUCCUAGAAAAUUAUCCCACUCAUUCUUAGAUGAUAAAAGCGGUAGAACUGAUUACAAAUAGGUAAAUGCCACAAUGACUGAGGUUUUUUUAAUUUUAUAACCUGAAAAUUUGUUGAAUGUAAUGCUUCCAUGGUAACUGAUUGUUUAGAACUAUUGGGUCAUUUUAUUAUCUGAGAUUUCCAUACACAUAAUCAUAGUAAAAUCUAGAUGAGUAAUUCUGUGUUCGAUUCACUGGAAAAAGAAGUGGUGGAGAAGAUUUGUAGCUCAAUUGGAUGAGUUCAAUGAAGUUUGUACUAAUGAUGUCGUUCACAAGAACAAUGAAAGCUCCACAACUAAACCAUCCAGCUCAAAGAACAAAAACUGGAAAGUUUUUGUUCAGUUAACCAGGUAAGUGGUUAUAAUACGUUUUAUGUCAAAAUUAUGAUACAACUACGUACACCAAGUUCUAUUCCGUUUAAAUUUGAGCUGUACUACAGAAGUAGUGGUGUAUUGGUUAAAUGACACAAAUGUUAAUCAGUGUAUCAUAGAUUUUAUCCAAUGUUUCGAGGAUUCAUCAGUUGAACAUGUAAAUACACAUGCUGACAUACCCAACCUUGCAGUUGAACAGAUAGUUUUUAUGACUUAUUAAUUUUGUAAAUACUUGAGAGGAUGAGUUCCGGUGUCAAUUAGAUUGUAUAUUCCAACUGGAAAAAUCACAUUUACUGAAUACUUAUUUUUUUAUUCCCUAGAUAAAAUACCUAACUAUGAUUCUCUGAUCAGAAUAGAUCACUGUUUAGCGUCUGAAAUAAUUUUUCGUGGUUCUUGAUGCUUAUCAGACUGCUUUUUGAAAGACUCCACCAGUAUAGAUUAUGGUACGUCUAGGAUCAUAUAAGAUAGGUAGAUAUAAAAUAAGAACAUUCUCACUGAUUAAUUGUUCAGUAAUAACCAGUAGAAUCUUUAUCUAAUCCAUCGUACUAAUUGAAUCCUAUAAAUCAAUUUGUAAUACAUUCACCAGUCUAAAUAAAUUAUUAUCCCAUGCACUACAUUUAAUUAUAACUUGACAGGGAACUCCGAAUCCAGAUUUCCUUUUACUUGACAUAUACCAUCAUAGCAUACCUUCAGUCCUAAGGGAACUGAUGCUAAGAUUUAGAGAACAUUCUGUGAGUUUAUUGAUGUUAGUUAAUUAAUAGUCAGGAUUAUAAAAAGAACAUUAAUAAUUCAAUAUCACCGACCGGGUGCCCAGAACGAAGCAAGUGGUUUUUUAAGGGGAAACACUCGGAGCCUUCGAUUUAAAGAUCUGAUCCACAACAUAGUGGGGCAACGUCAGGAGAUACAGUCACAUGGUAGCCGGUGACCAACGAUUGGUUCAUAUGCCAUCCGUUCCUUCAGGAUCCUGGAGCCCAUGUCCACCAAUUGUUUGCAAUCAGGUUUUUUCAACUGUCCUAUGUAGAUCCUCUAUAUCCAUCAGCACCGUUAAAGCAACGCAUAAUCGCUUUUCUUCCUCACAAUUUCGUAAACAACACCCUCACCGUGAGAAGUCAGUGAGUAGGAUUUCCCCGGCAGUGGCUGAAUACGCAUUGUCGUGUGAGAGAAUUUCGAGAGGAAGAGCUGACUCCCCCCCACCCUCAGUCGUACCAUAGCAUUUGGAGGCAUAUAAAGGGUGAAGCGAGACACAGCACACAGUAUGUGUGAGAAAGAGUUAUGCAUAAGUACGUGGAAUUAUUCAUCUGACUCAGGACAGUCCUCAUGAAAAUGUUCUAAGAAUUGUUACAGUUAGUCAAACCACGUUUCAUGUAGUAAUUCAACGAAGACAUGCAGAUUUGUGAUACAUCACCAAUUAAAUUUAAUAGUAAGUGUGAGUCAUUGGAAUUUAGCUCAGUGAUACCUUUCUCAUAAAGAAACUGAAAGAUUUUUGUUACACCUUUCAUAAAAUAGAGACAGUUUCAUUGUAAUUUCUUUACAGUGCUACCUCAAUACAGUUUGAUCAUAGAACCCCUGAUGAGUACAAAUGCUCACUCUGAGUGAAUCAUUUAGACUAAGUAAUUCAAACUAGUAAGAAUGUAAAAUAUACUGCUCAUUGAAAUCUGUAUUGAAAAUUAUCACCGCUUACCGAUUCGUGCAUUCACAUCUGCAUCAGAUCCACUGUGUUCAUCAAUGAUGCUGCCGAAAUAUGUAAAGGUUUUUACAUCCUCUAAAGCUUCUCCGUCAAGUGAGGUUUGAUUGGUGCAUAUUGUGUUGUAUCGGAUAAUCUUGAUUUCCCGUUUGUGUAUGCUAAGACCUACUACUUUUGCUACACUGGUCGUCUUCUCAUGGAUUUGUUGUCCUUGGAUUUCCAAUAUUUCACCAAAUGAUCUCAGAAUGGGGGAUUUGUGGAGAUUAUAGUAACUUGAACAGUUGAAUUCAUGAAUCAAUCUAAGCUAGACCCUCAUUGAAAACUUGAAACAACCAUCCAAUACGUUCAAGUUUUCAAUAGUAAUCUAACUUAGAUCAAUUCAUGAAUCCAACUGUUAAAUAACAUUACUUUAUGAUAAUCAGUCGUUAUAAACUCAGUAAAAAAAAUCACUACAAAUCCACAUCAUUUGAUAAGAGUUAAGACAUACUUCUUCAACUUUUCUCAUAUUUUGAUAACUCUACAUAAUAUGCUAAUAACUUUGACAAAUUCGGG